Messenger RNA from Argentina anserina (silverweed cinquefoil), 581 nucleotides. RefSeq lists its product as uncharacterized. Gene Ontology annotation, biological process: regulation of systemic acquired resistance. The coding region runs from base 106 to 528 and encodes 140 amino acids. Lineage: Eukaryota; Viridiplantae; Streptophyta; Magnoliopsida; Rosales; Rosaceae. The record is from RefSeq and is a predicted model, not a curated record. The transcript has a single exon.
AGAGUGAGGAGGAGCGUAAUAGCACUCUUUCAGGUUUUGAAAGACACCGCACAUCUCGGAGCAUAUUUUAAGCUCUCUGUGUUUGAUUUGUGUGAUUAUCUUCACAUGGAGAUCAAUGAGAGCAAGAAGAAGAGGAAGAGGAGUGAUGGUGAGAAAGAGAAGAAUGAAGAAGCAGAAAUGCAAAUCUUCUUUGCUCUCGUCGACAACAUCCGCGAAGCUCGUCUGCGAUUGAUGAAUGGCUCAAAUGUUGUGUUGAAUGCGGAUAAGAUGGAUCAGAAUGAUGAUUACAGAUCAAACAAGAAGAAGAACAAGAGGUUGACAGAGGAAGAGGAAGAGGAAGAGAAAGAGAAGGAGAGGUCCAAACAUAUAUUGUUGAGUAGUGCUGCAGUUUGGAACCCGUCAUUGGUACUUCAGCGUCAAGAUUUACCGGAAGAGGCUCAGUUUAAAAUCCCUACUUCUCAAUUUAGUAAACAAGGUGCGAAAGGAAAGAGUAAAGAUUGUACCUUAGAUCUUACGCUUUCUCUUUGAAUUUCUGUGUAUUAUUAAUAUUUAGUCACUAAUACAAUAAUGAUGAAACUGUG